AAUCCAUUGGAGAUAUCGAAACAGUAUGAGAAGCCUAAGGACUAUCGACUGAAGUUUUCAGUGGCCAAUCAGAUAUCAAGCGCUGCCCGGGAUGUGUCGGUCACUGUCAUCGAGAUCGAUUGCAAGCCUCCGCUCCUAAGUAUCCGAAACCGAGUGACGAAUUGGCGAAAAGGCAUUGAGUUCUGGAAGUCAAAGCCCAUCCAACUCUUCUCCAAAACCAUAGUCGACUGCAACGCCACGACAGUCGUCACCCGCGUGUGGGACGCCUAUAGACUGGAGGAGGAGAACGGGACGGUAGCCGAACGGGUCGACCUGUCGGAGCUGGACUCGUACCGCAAGAGUUUUCUAUAUGUGCCGCCGUUUUUUCUACCGGACGGGUACUACAAGUUCCAGUACUCCAUUAACAUGACCAGCCCUGAGCCACACCCACUCCUACCGUUUUACGCGUCGGCCUAUACUUUCGUUAAAGUGGUUCGCAGUCCUAUCGCCGCACAGUUAGCCGAAGGGGCGCAGUCACGUGUCAUCAGGGGAUGGGGUCAGAGGUGA
Messenger RNA from Oppiella nova, 546 nucleotides. Lineage: Eukaryota; Metazoa; Arthropoda; Arachnida; Sarcoptiformes; Oppiidae. The record is from the annotation of a GenBank genome assembly.